This is a messenger RNA of Verticillium alfalfae VaMs.102, 1032 nucleotides long. RefSeq names its product 50S ribosomal subunit L30. Gene Ontology annotation, cellular component: mitochondrial large ribosomal subunit. NCBI's taxonomy places the organism in Eukaryota, Fungi, Ascomycota, Sordariomycetes, Glomerellales, Plectosphaerellaceae. The coding region runs from base 1 to 1032 and encodes 343 amino acids. The transcript is spliced from 3 exons. The record is from RefSeq and is a predicted model, not a curated record. Gene Ontology annotation, molecular function: structural constituent of ribosome.
AUGGCAGCUUCAAGUAGGGGCGCUCUCGCCAUUCGUGGCCUUCUGCGGACAUCGUCCCCAAGACUGUGCCGACAAUGCGCCACGACAGGUCUCCAGAUCCGAGCCCCGAACCCUUGGCGAGCCUACUCAGGCGCCGCCGGGCGCCGCCCUCGACGGCAACAACGCCCCAUCGACCUCCCCCCGACGACGACACGGACCCCCUCUGAGCCAGCGAACACCCCAGCAGCAGCAUGGAAGUCCCACUACCGCAUCCAGGCCCGGAUCAUCCUGACGCGGGCGCCGCUGCUGACGGCCGAGGAGACGGCGUUCGAGUCGGCCUUUUACUUCUACCAGAAACGCCUCAACGAGCGGCUCAGCAUGCCCUUUGUCACGUCCGUCUACUUCAAGCCCGACACGCCGGCCCUCAUCGACUGGAACCUCAAGGUCCGCGACCGCGAAGGGCACCGUCGCCAAGGAGCUCGGCGUCUACCACGGCAAGUCGGCGCGCGCCUGGGACGACGAGCUCGCCGCCGGCGACCCGCUGAGCUCCCGCGCCGCCGUCUACGACGCCCUGCUCCGCGACGCCACGAUGCGCGUCAGCGACGACGCCGAGAUCAUCCCCGUCGAGGAGCGCGUCGGCGCCUGAGGCGCCCCAGAGCCGCGUCAACCAAGGCGAACCGCACCGGCAACGUCGGGGGGCCUCGACCGCCCCCCUCGACAGGACGCUGUACCUUCGUCCGUCAGGGGCAAGGAAGGGCCACGGCCAAGAGGGUCAUGGACAAGACGGCCGGCCUCGACAUGAACACGUGGAUGGUGGGCCGCGUGCCCGUCGCGCACCACGUCGUCCGCCCGGCGCUCGGCGAGGACGGCUCGCUGCAGAAGCGCGGCGAGAAGACCUUCUUCCUCAAGGCCCGUAUCAUGGCCGGCCAGGCCAACCUCGAGGGCAACCCCUUUGGCUACACCGAGUUCAAGUGGCUGACGGCCGAGGAGCUGAAGGCCAGCGUCGACGAGAAGUACUACCACAGCGUGCGGAACAUGCUGGCUGACAGGUAG